AUGUGGCCAGUGCUCAGCCUCCUCGCCGGCGCCUUCCUGGCGACCGCGCACGCACAGAAUGCGGAGAGUACGGGGGAGUUCUCCCCAGUGGUUACAGCGACAUGCAAGACUGGUGUUAUGGCAAUCCACAUACAGUUCAACCAGCCGUUUAAUGGUGUUACACAUGCCAGAGAAUUCAGGACUCCAGCGUGCAUGGCUUUAGGAAAUGGCACCGAGUCUUUGAGUUUCGAUAUCAAUCUGAUAGCACCUCAAGGAGCACCCGAUUAUUGUGGCGUGUUUUGGAACAACCGCACAGACGAACGCUCGUUGCCGCUAGCGGUUCGUGUGCAUCGAACCUUAGAGUUGGCCGAUGACAAAUUCUACGUAAUCACUUGUGGCAAGGCAGGAUUCAGAAAUGCUCGAAACGAAACUUCGCUCGUAUCGCUGCGAAUGUUGGACUCACAAGGUCGAAAAGUAUUGAAUGCGGCGUUUGGUCUUCCGUACACGCUCAGAGCCGAAAUCAGCAAGCCUGAUGGAGCACACGGAAUACGUUUGAAGAAUUGUUUUGCUUUCAACAUGCGGAAUUAUACAGCUGAUCUUCUAGACAAUAGAGGAUGUCCUAUGAAGCAACAGUCCCUUGUAGUGAAGUCCGAGACGGGUGCGGCCGAGCUCGCGAUAGCGUCCAUGUUCCGGUUUCCGGACUCCUCUCAAGUCAACUUUCAAUGCGAUAUCGCUAUUUGCAAAGGCACGUGUUCUGUAAUCGACUGCAGUACAGAGGCACGUUACGAGAAAGGCGAUGAGGAGAGCACAGUCACCGCGUCCACCGGUAUAUUCGUGCUGGACCCCAAUGACAAUGGAGUGGCAGCACUAGCGUGUUCGGACGGCAGCGUGCGUCCUCUCUGGCUGCUGUACUUGGCCAUCGCGCUCGGUGUCAUGUUCAUCGUGAUGCUACUCGUCAACUGUUUCCUCUGCACCGCCAUGACGUGCUCAUGCGCGAGAACCGAUGUGAUUGAGAAGGACCCAUCAGUGGUGGAGGACUACGACCCGUACCGCAGUUGGCACGGCAGUCAAUAUGGAAGCCGAUACCCAUCCUCAACUAUUCACUCAGCAAGGUCCGUUUCGGACAACAGUGACCACUACGCGAUAGUGCAAUCAAGGCCGGGCAGUCGACAUUCCGGCAUGCACCGAAAUAGACAUUAA
Messenger RNA from Spodoptera littoralis (African cotton leafworm), 1179 nucleotides. The record is from the annotation of a GenBank genome assembly. Lineage: Eukaryota; Metazoa; Arthropoda; Insecta; Lepidoptera; Noctuidae.